AUGGCGCCCCUAAAUCCUACAUCUCAGGAAGCAAUCAGCAGACUCCGCAACUACAUCCCCCCGCCAACCGUGUACAAUUCGGUCCCGCUAAGCAGACGGGCGGCGGUGCUGAUACUGCUCUUCGCCGAUGCCAAGGGUGACCUUAAGGUCGUUGUUACGAUCCGGGCUAAGACACUAAGUUCGUAUGCAGGAGAUGCUGCUUUGCCUGGUGGCCGAGCAGAUAACAUGGAAACAGCCUUCCAAACGGCACGUCGCGAGGCAAGUGAGGAGAUCGGCCUCCCCGACAUUAACCAAAAGCUUCCACCCCCAUUCAGCGUGGAGCAUCUCUGCGAGUUCCCGGCAAAUCUUGCCAAAACGGAGGUGGUUGUACGUCCCUGCGUUGCUCUCCUCCACAGCCAUGAUCUACACUCGGGGCUGAAUGCCGAUCCUGAGGUGUCACUUAUUCCUAUUUUGGAUGCAAGAGAGGUUGAGGCUGUUUUUACGGCGCCAUUCAAGGACUUUUUGAGCGAGAGUGGACAGAAUGGACAGAAUGGACAUGAAUGGUAUCGUGGGGCUUGGGGGAUGUGGCAUAAUUCACAAUGGAGAAUGCACCAGUUCUUUGUUCGUGAAAUUAGUGAACAUGGGGAAGAUCAUGUCUAUCGUAUCUUUGGCAUGACCGCUAGAAUUAUUGUCGAUGCAGCCCGUGUCGCAUACGCGCAGGAACCGGAAUUUGAACAUAACAGUCAUUUUGGAGACGAGGAGAUGAUCGCUCAGCUUUGUCAGUUGGGCCGAUUACAAGAAAAGGCAGCCAAACUUAGUUAG
Molecule: messenger RNA, 801 nt
Organism: Penicillium hordei
Lineage: Eukaryota; Fungi; Ascomycota; Eurotiomycetes; Eurotiales; Aspergillaceae
Product: NUDIX hydrolase
Exons: 5
Coding region: 1-801 (266 amino acids)
Biological process (GO): coenzyme A catabolic process
Molecular function (GO): acetyl-CoA hydrolase activity; coenzyme A diphosphatase activity
Source: RefSeq, a predicted model, not a curated record